UUAUUACCUUUCAAGGGAAGUGUGAAUCAAACAUAUGCAUAUUAAUACCUUACAUUAUUCUGCUUCUGCCAAACUGCAAGAAGAGUAUUGAAUUAAGAAGAAGCUAAGAUUAAUGACUGCUCCAGGAGUACAUCUACAUCUUCCCGAUGAUCACCAUGUGGUGAUGGACAAUGGCAUUCUCCAAGUGACUUUAUCAGUACCAGAUGGCAUUGUAACUGGAAUUACAUACAAUGGCGUUGAUAAUUUGCUUGAGGUUCUAAAUGAUGAAACAAACAGAGGAUAUUGGGACGUUGUUUGGAGUUCGACAGGAACUACAGGGACUACUGGAACAUUUGAAAGGCUCAUAUGCACAACAUAUAAGGUCAUAUUGGAAACAGAUGAUCAAAUAGAGUUGUCCUUCUCAAGGACAUGGGAUGUGUCGCUUCAGGACGAGAUUAUUCCCCUGAACAUAGACAAAAGGUUUAUAAUGCUUAAAGGUUCCUCGGGGUUCUAUUCUUAUGCAAUUUAUGAACAUUUAGAGGGAUGGCCUGAUUUCAACCUUGAUGAAACUAGGAUUGCAUUCAAGCUCAGAAAAGACAAGUUUCAUUACAUGGCAAUGGAAGAUAACAGGCAGAGAUACAUGCCCUUACCUGAUGACAGGUUACCGGAUAGAGGGCAACCACUUGCUUAUCCAGAAGCAGUCCUGCUUGUCAAUCCCAUCGAGCCUGAGUUCAAAGGCGAGGUUGAUGACAAGUAUCAGUACUCAUGUGAGGACAAAGAUCUCAAGGUCCAUGGAUGGAUUUGUAUGGAUCCAUCACUAGGAUUCUGGAUAAUUAUUCCCAGUGACGAAUUUCGAUCUGGAGGACCCCUUAAACAAAACCUCACAUCUCAUGUUGGUCCAACUGCUCUUUCUGUGUUUCUCAGUGCUCAUUAUGCAGGAGAAGAUUUGGUUCCAAAGUUUAGACAAGGGGAGCCAUGGAAAAAAGUCUUUGGACCAGUUUUUAUAUAUCUGAAUUCUGUCACUUCAGGGGAGGAUCCUCUUACUCUCUGGGAGGAUGCUAAAAAACAGAUGCUGAUGGAAGUUCAAAGCUGGCCUUUCAGUUUUCCAGCCUCUGAGGAUUUUCCAUCAUCGUCUCAACGCGGUAAUAUUAGUGGAAGACUGUUAGUCCUAGACAGAUACUUGAAAGACGAUAAGAUAUCUGCUUCUGGUGCAUAUGUUGGUUUAGCUCCACCAGGAGAAGCUGGUUCCUGGCAAAGAGAAUGCAAGGACUACCAAUUCUGGACAAGAGCAGAUGAGGAAGGCAAUUACGUCAUAAGUAAUAUACGAGCAGGCGACUAUAACUUGUAUGCAUAUGUCCCUGGAUUCAUUGGAGACUACAAGUACGAUAUCAAAAUCACAAUUACCUCAGGUACUAAUUUUCCAUUUUGGCAAGUAGACCAUUAUUUCAAACUUUUCGAGAUUAUGAGCCAAAAAUUAACAUGUUAUAAAUCAGGCUGCAGCAUUGAGAUGGAUGAUCUCGUCUUUGAACCCCCAAGAAAUGGACCUACACUCUGGGAAAUUGGCAUUCCUGAUCGUUCUGCUCGCGAGUUUUACAUUCCUGAUCCUGAUCCAAAAUAUGUUAACAAACUCUUUAUUAAUCAUCCUGAUAGGUUUAGACAGUAUGGGCUAUGGGAGAGAUACGCCGACUUGUAUCCAAAUGGGGAUAUAGUCUUUACAAUUGGAGAGAGUGACUACAAAAAAGAAUGGUUCUUUGUUCAAGUCACUAGGAAAACUGAUGAGAAGACAUAUCAAGGAACAACAUGGCAAAUAAAGUUCAAACUCGACAAUGUUGAUCAAAAUGAAAUCUAUACACUAAGAUUGGCACUUGCAUCAGCAGCUCAAGCUGAACUACAGGUUCGUGUCAAUGAUAAUUCAAGCACGAAUACUCCUCUAUUUUCAAGUGGAGUGAUAGGGAAGGAUAAUGCGAUAGCAAGACAUGGAAUUCAUGGACUCUACUGGCUGUUCAAUGUGAAUUUGCAGGGUACUAUACUAAUUGAAGGGGAAAAUACUAUAUAUUUGACACAAGCAAAUGCAACUAGUCCUUUUCAAGGGAUCAUGUACGAUUAUAUUCGUUUAGAAGGACCUCCUUCCCAUGACUAAGGCAAAUUGUUUGAGAAUU
Solanum verrucosum is the source of this 2138-nucleotide messenger RNA. Its product is annotated as probable rhamnogalacturonate lyase B. Bases 113 to 2119 code for a protein of 668 amino acids. The record is from RefSeq and is a predicted model, not a curated record. Gene Ontology annotation, molecular function: catalytic activity; carbohydrate binding. The transcript is spliced from 15 exons. Gene Ontology annotation, biological process: carbohydrate metabolic process. NCBI's taxonomy places the organism in Eukaryota, Viridiplantae, Streptophyta, Magnoliopsida, Solanales, Solanaceae.